AAUAAAUGGCCGAGCGACAUUCUAGCCGGCCUCAGAUAGAGACCUGCACGAGUGUCUGAACAGAUCAAUAAAUACCGUUACUGUUCUGACCACUAACUAAUCAGUUCAAGAUCAAGCGUCAUCGCCGAGUCCAACCCACACAUGAAUCUGGUUGGGUCUCUGGCAUCUUAAUGGCUUUGUGUCAUUUCCACAGAUCUCUCUCUCUCUCUCUCUCUAUUCAUGCUUCCCCCUCUCGCUCUUUUAUGAAAACGACAGCUUCUUCGGCUCACUCACUGAGAACAAGCGCACACGGAAGGUCCUCUCUUUAUACUCACGCAGUGAACUUAUCUCUACAAUAAGAAACACCGACCCAGGUCCUGGCCGACCCGGCUUCCGCCGCCAUGGAGGGCAACGGCAGCGGCUCGGUGUCGGGGGAACAGACAGGGGGACACGUUUACGAGGUGGCGGUGGUGCAGAACGUCUCCACCAACCGCACCUCCCAGUUUGCAGACGUGGCCCUGCUGCAGACGUUCAAGGCCCUCAUCAUCCCGUGCUACGUGCUGGUGGUGGUGGUGGGCGUCUUUGGGAACUACCUGCUCCUCUACGUCAUAUGUCGAACCCGCAAAAUGCACAACGUCACCAACUUCUUCAUCGGAAACCUGGCCUUCUCCGACAUGCUCAUGUGUGUGACCUGCGUGCCGUUCACCCUUGCCUACGCCUUCAACCCCCGCGGCUGGGUGUUCGGCCGCCCGAUGUGCUACCUGGUGUUCCUCGUCCAGCCAGUCACGGUCUACGUAUCGGUCUUCACGCUCACGGCUAUUGCCGUGGACAGGUAUUACGCAACAGUUCAUCUCAUGAAGAAGCGCACCUCCGUGGCGACGUGCGCCUCCGUCCUUACCGGCAUCUGGCUGCUGUCCUGCGGCCUGGUUGCACCGGCGAUCGCCCACACGUACCACGUGGAGUUCAGAGAGGAAGGCUUCACCAUCUGCGAGGAGUUCUGGCUGGGCCGGGAGAAGGAGAGGCGCGCGUACGCGUACAGCACCCUGCUGGUCACGUACGUGCUGCCGCUGUCGGCCCUGUUCGUCUCGUACCUGUGCAUCACGGUGAAGCUGAAGAAGUGCGUCGCGCCGGGCCUCCGGACACGGGACCAGGCGGGAGCGCAACAGGCGCGCAAGAGAAAGAUCUUCCGCUUGGUGGCGCUCUUGGUGAUCGCCUUCGCGGUGUGUUGGCUUCCCAUUCACGUGUUCAACGUGCUGCGAGACAUCGACAUCCACCUGAUUAACAAGCGCUACUUCUUACUCAUCCAACUGCUGUGCCACCUGUGCGCCAUGAGCUCCUCCUGCUGCAACCCGUUCCUUUACGCGUGGCUACACGACCGCUUCCGCAUCGAGUUGCGGAAGAUGUUCAAGUGUCCCGGUCGCAUCGGAGUGCGUGCGAAUCACUGCGCCGACAACGGGGUGCUGUGAUCCCCCGGCGAGGAGAAUCCGAUGACGUUAUGUCAGUGUAAUUAAGCGGAGAUGGUGCAUAUAUGGCGUUUUGGAUUCC
Molecule: messenger RNA, 1524 nt
Organism: Gasterosteus aculeatus aculeatus (three-spined stickleback)
Lineage: Eukaryota; Metazoa; Chordata; Actinopteri; Perciformes; Gasterosteidae
Gene: prlhr2b
Product: prolactin releasing hormone receptor 2b
Biological process (GO): G protein-coupled receptor signaling pathway
Cellular component (GO): neuron projection; plasma membrane
Molecular function (GO): neuropeptide binding; neuropeptide Y receptor activity
Source: RefSeq, a predicted model, not a curated record